This is a messenger RNA of Eremothecium cymbalariae DBVPG#7215, 867 nucleotides long. RefSeq lists its product as uncharacterized. The record is from RefSeq and is a predicted model, not a curated record. The transcript has a single exon. Gene Ontology annotation, molecular function: mRNA binding. The coding region runs from base 1 to 867 and encodes 288 amino acids. Gene Ontology annotation, cellular component: nucleus; cytoplasm. Lineage: Eukaryota; Fungi; Ascomycota; Saccharomycetes; Saccharomycetales; Saccharomycetaceae.
AUGGGUACUGUUGAGUACUCCAAUUCUCAUGAUGUUGAAGAAGCGAUCCGUAGGUUUAAUGGUGCUAACUUUAUGCAACGGGAAAUUUUUGUUAGGCAAGAUAAUCCCCCACCUGUUUCUGAUCGCCGGGAAAGACGUGGUACUGUUCCUACUCCAAGGCGUGCUUACUAUGGUGGAUUUGAAAUCUUUGUCGCAAAUCUGCCAUACUCUAUCAACUGGCAGGCUUUAAAGGAUAUGUUUAAAGAAUGUGGGGAUGUGAUCCACGCAGAUGUUUCUGUUGACGCAGAUGGUUAUUCGCGUGGUUUCGGUACAGUGUAUGUUGCUACCAAGGAUAACCAGUUGGCCGCAAUCAAAAAGUGGAACGGUUUUGAAAUAGAAGGACGUGUGUUAGAAGUUAGGAAGGGCAAAGGUUCAGAAUCGGUCAGUGGUAGUCGUGGUGAUUCUUAUAUACCAAAAGGCGAUGGCGUCUCCGAUUCUCACAGAGAUAAUCGUCAUAAAUCUAAUUUGGAUACCGAAGACAGGUUUUCUGGUUCUCUUGAAACGCCACAGGAGGAGAGUAAUACAGCUUCCAAUGUUGUUCCAGACACAGCCUUUACUUCCAAGGCUGGGCCAGGCGGUGAGAGAAGUAGAAUCAUUUACUGUGAAAAUAUGCCUCCCGCUACUGUAGAGUCGGAUUUGUACGACCUAUUUGAAACUAUUGGUAAAGUUGUUAGAGCCAGUUUGAAGUAUGAUGAGGAAGGUAACUCAAAAGGUGUAUCUGUUUGUGAAUUUGAAACUACGGAAGAUGCUGAAGAAUGCAUUCAGAGAUUAAAUAAUUAUCAUUACGGUGGCUGUGACCUCAAAAUCUCCUACGCAAAGUACCAAUGA